Molecule: messenger RNA, 459 nt
Organism: Rotaria sp. Silwood2
Lineage: Eukaryota; Metazoa; Rotifera; Eurotatoria; Philodinida; Philodinidae
Source: the annotation of a GenBank genome assembly
AUGUUGUCCAAAUCAAUAGUAUGCUGUGCUAUAGGCCUGACAUUUGCUCGUCAGAAUAAAGAUCGAGCGCAUUUAAAACGAGAGGAUCUCCCACGUUUGGAUCAUAAACAGUUCAGAAUAAAUCGAAAAUUUUCAAAAUUUUGUUCAAAUAAUACAAUAGCACAAAUUUAUCUAAAGGAAAUAUCUUCAGUUAUCGAUGUUCUUCAAGCAAAUUCGUCCUACGAUUCAAUCUUAAAGUUACAAUCAGCUAAUUUCAUUACAUAUUUAAAGAAUACUACUAAUCAACAACUAUUACAUAAUAAUUGUGAAGCUUUUAUUAAGGGUCUCAAGACAGCUAAGAAAGCUGAUGAAACAGCUCAACAUGCACAACAGCAUUUGGCAGCAACAAUUCGUAAAAAAAUAAAACAAGUUACACGUGAUGUUACCAAUGGAAAAGGAUUUUAUGAUUUAGACAAUUAA